This is a messenger RNA of Glycine soja, 708 nucleotides long. Its product is annotated as palmitoyl-protein thioesterase 1-like. Gene Ontology annotation, cellular component: intracellular membrane-bounded organelle. The coding region runs from base 1 to 624 and encodes 207 amino acids. Lineage: Eukaryota; Viridiplantae; Streptophyta; Magnoliopsida; Fabales; Fabaceae. Gene Ontology annotation, molecular function: thiolester hydrolase activity. The record is from RefSeq and is a predicted model, not a curated record. The transcript has 7 exons.
AUGGCACGCUCGGCCACCGCGUUCCUCCCCUCGGCGCCGAUGGUCUACGCGGUGAUCUCCGAUCCAGGGAUCGUAGACAACCCCGACAUCCCGAGCUACCAACCGCACGUGUACGGAAGGUGUGAUCCUCCAGCGCUGAUUCCGCUUCAAAUGAACGCGAGAAAUGUACACAACCCAGUGAACCAACCUGAAUGGCGCUCACCGGGCACUGACACUGGUCUCGAAGGUAUUGGAGAUGCAUGCAAACAUUCGGGCAUUAGAAACUUUAUUAAGGAACUAAGCAAGUGGUCUGGUUCACCAGGAUACUGCUUAGAAAUUGGAAAUGGAUCCUGGGAUUCUUGGACUAAGCCUCUAUUAAAACAGACAUCUAUUGCCUGUGAGAAGGUAAAGAAGAUGAGUGAUCUAGGUCAGGGUUACAACAUUGUGGGACUUUCUCAGGGAAACUUGAUUGGUAGAGGAAUAAUUGAAUUUUGUGAUGGAGCACCUCCUGUUAAGAAUUUUAUAUCGCUGGGAGGUCCACAUGCUGGUACCGCUUCUAUUCCAUUAUGUGGAGUAUGUGCUUGUUCUACUACUGCGCUUAGAAAGUCUCUGCAAUUCCUCUAUAUUCUAUUUGUCUUUUGUUAAGGUUAAGUUGGGUAAACAUCGUAGAUGAACUUCAUUCAGCAGAUGUUGGCUUUUUAUAUAGAAAUGCCGAUACUAAUGAAGCAU